Toxorhynchites rutilus septentrionalis is the source of this 2471-nucleotide messenger RNA. RefSeq names its product nucleolar protein 11-like. Gene Ontology annotation, cellular component: nucleus; nucleolus. The transcript has 3 exons. Gene Ontology annotation, biological process: maturation of SSU-rRNA. Gene Ontology annotation, molecular function: RNA binding. Bases 290 to 2440 code for a protein of 716 amino acids. Lineage: Eukaryota; Metazoa; Arthropoda; Insecta; Diptera; Culicidae. The record is from RefSeq and is a predicted model, not a curated record.
UUUCGUCACUAAGUUGGUUAGGGGAGCGGUAUAUGAAAACAGUACGGAAGAAAGCAGAAUUAUAUCCUUGAAGCGUGAAAGAGACAGACUGAUCAGGAGCGAGCUUCGGCACUAGCGUAUUGUGUUUGUUUACAAACAAAACACAGUAGACUUCCAAGAUGGCUGAAGAAUGGUUUUAGCAAGUUGGCCCACCUUAGGAUAUACUUCUACGCGCCUUGCUCCGAUCGAGUUAAACACGUUGUUGUGUUUCGUUAUCACCCGGAAUCAAAUUUGAUUAACAUUCGAAGUUAUGGCCAAAUUGUUGGCUUAUUACAGUUUAUGCCCGAUCAAUGAUGUGGGAGAAUUCCUUGGAUUGUCUCGUGAUGUCCAUGCUGGCUGCGUAAUCAACACUCUCGGACGGAAUAUUGUCCAAGUCGUUAAGCUAAGCAACCAGAAGCUGCAGCACAGUUGGACGUCGCUGGAGCGACUCACCAGCAAGGUUGUUUAUGAUUUUCGCUCCGAACGCUACGUUGGUGUUUUCGAUGGUCGAUACAUACGAUGCUGGGCAUCCGAUCAGGUCGACAUCAACAAGGUCAAGAAGGUGAAAUUCUUUCGCAAUAUAUUGGAACUGUUCACCCUCGAGAAUGGUCAGGUGCUGGUGCUGUAUGACGAUGGAUCCUGUGAAUCACUGGAGAGCGCUGUAGAUACUAGAAAUAAGGAUCGUAAAAAUCCUGACGAUGUAAUGAAAAAUUCGAAUGUUGAUCCUAAACGGCAGGCUAUUCAAGAAGUAAAAAUCACAUCAUUAGAGGAUGGUGAGAUAAUGCUGGUCUACUUUGUAAAGGAUAUCGAAAGUGGUACAAUCGAGUUGAACUACACACUCCUAACGAAGGACAGCCUUAUAUCUGACAAAGAAUUCCGAAAGAUUAAACUCGAACGAAUGCAGCAAAAUGUUCAACUAGUUGGGCAAUGUAUUGUAGAAGGCAGUGGAUAUCCUUCACUGAUCACAAUCUGGACCGAUAAGAGGAUUUUUUCACAAACACUCACAUAUGAAGUCGAUUCAUCGUUGGAACUGCAACCAAAAACGAUUGGAAAUUACAUCUCAAUUUUGAGCAUAAUAAAUGCCAAUGAACCGCUGUCUUUGAUUGGGAUUAGCAAGGAUUAUAUCGCAGUGUAUGCCAAUAAUUUGAACCAAGAAGGAGCCACUCUGCUACUGUACAAUGUACAAUUCAAAGCGGUACAGGCAAAGCAGUUCUUCAAAGUGUAUUUUAACAAGUCCCACUUCUGGAUGAGUGAGAACCAUAUAUUGCUGGCCUUCGGCCAGACACUGGCAGUAGUUCCAUUCGUGAUUAGCAAGGAGCAACUUUCCGAUAUGGUAGGAACUCAGAGGAGUUUUGAGCUACAAAACUACGUCGAUAACGAGAGCAUAAAUGAAGAUUUUGAUCUAAACGAAGGAUAUACGUUUGCUGGACAUUUGCAAUGGAUAAUGAAUGACGAAGAUUGCAAAUCGCAACAUCAAGAGCAGCGAAAGGCAUUUAAAAUUUUUGAAAACUUAGAAAAUUUCGAACAGACACUUCAAACAGUGUACAAAGAUGACAUCAAAGUUGAUGUUGCACCGGAUGACAAUCUACCCGAUGAUAUCAUCCAAAUGCGGCUGAUGAAUAACACAGACGAUUCCAUUGGACCCUUGAUUUUCUCCGAACAGUUUGAAAUAGUUGCAGGCGAGCUCGAGAAGCGAGGAUUUUGUGAAAUGGAAAUAACAAGUAAACUUCUGCCGCUUAUGAUUCAAGCGAAUGCCUCGUUGGACAUUGGCAGAUGCCUGAAAAGGUACAAUAAUAUCUCUGAACGAGCACUCGUGUCGGCAUUGAACUAUGCUCUUGGAUGCAUCAAUCAGCGAUCAUCCGUGACAAAAAUCCCGGAAAUCGGGGAACUACUCAAAAAGCAUCCCGAAACCGCUCUUCCGAUUUCUAAGCCAUCCGAGCAACUACCCAAUAUGAAUGUUCUCGCCGAGCACGAUGUUUCCGAUCGAUCGGCAAACGAUCUGGUGAACAUUGUCCUCGCGUGCAAUUUCAGCCGUCCAAUUAUUAUGCCUAUCGUUCGAAAAGAAAUCAACUUGAACAAUGUGCUCCGAUUACUCGAUCAUUUACUCAUCCUUCUCACAGAUCCGGUCGCUCGUCUCAGAAAGAUUCCUGCCAACAGUGACACCUUUGAUAGCGAUACUAAGGUAAUCGAGUGGGCCAAUCUUCUAAUUGACUCAAACUAUCAAAAGCUGAUUCUCUCACAUGAUAAAGCUGUGAAGGAAAGACUUAUCAACUGGAUGAACGUGAUCAAAAUUCACACGGAAAGUUUGAAGGAGCUGAAGGGUCUUGCACCAUCAAUCAAACGGUUGGUUGAAAGGAAAAAUGGAGGUAAUGAGAGGCAUUAUAAUCGGUGGUACAACAUUGAAACAGUACAAUUGUAUUGAAGCUAAAAGAUUAAUAAAAAUAUUCUUAGGA